UAAUUGCACGUUUUAACAAACAACAACCUUCAUCCAAUAAAACACUGAGAUCUGUUUGUACAUUGUUUGGCGUCUUAAGGCUUCACAUUUCGUGAAAGAAGCCACUUAAGUCCUUUUCCGAGGCCAUUCUUCGCAUGCAACGUCGAUAUCCUAGUUAGCCACAGACGUAAAAACGCUUCAUAAUCGCACGAAAGCUAAGGAAGAAUCGAACAAACCUUUUCGCUUAUUGUGUAAACACACGCGCGCCAGGGUAAAAUACAAAAUGCGUUUUAUUGCUAUAAUUGGUUUGGCUUAAGCGAUUUUUCACUGCUAAAAUGCUUGAUUUUUGUCUUAUAAGCCAUGUUUGACUUCGUACUUAUGUGCGGCGUUAAUCUUCCUGAUAAGUGAAUCUAAAGUACGUGUUCGAUAAUUAUGGAGUAACGAAGGGGCGGGCAGCCAACACUGAAUUGAAAUAGCAGCCUUAAAGACCUUGCGUUUUAUGUACUCAAUGGGUUUGUAACUGUUGAAUGUAAUGACAGCCUCAACAAUAGCAAAGUUAACGAAAAAUUGCUCUGGAAUCAAAGACAUUAAGAGCUGCCACGGAAGCACUAAAUUUUCAAAUUUUCAAUUACCUCGAUUCGUCUGACACCGGAAAAAGCCAAAGAUCUAAAUCAAGUACAAAGAUAUUGGCGAACACUGGCUUGCGAUACUCCCAGCUGCGAUCUAAUUAGUGUUUUCUUCGCUUCUAAUCGCGUGUUGACAAGCGACAGUGUCAAGUCGUUGAUAAAGCUGGAUCAUUUGAUCGUGCAUGACAUAUGCUUGACUGCCAGACUCUUAGCACUGAAGAACGUACGGCCACGCCUUCUGAAAUUGACACAUGUCUCGUCCAUUUCGAACCCUACGCAUAUUUUACCGCGCGAGUUACAAUACUCUUCUCAAUGAAGCUCUAAGCUCCGUCGCUGUCUCAAUGGCUGGAUGCCCUUCCAAAAUGAGUUCGUUUUCGAUAGACAGUAUACUUGCUCUUCAAGAGACCAAGUGCGGCACUGCACAAGACAAUGAUAUCCAUAAAAAUAUAAAUGCGUUGAGCGUCGAAGAGCUUCGAGAUGAGGAUGUCACUACUUCUAAAUGUGGAGAGCGCAGAAGUUCUCCAAGUUCGAGUCUAACAGUAGGAAUAGAGGAGUCCUCUUACGAAGCUGAUUCUACAGAAAGACUUGAUGCCGAGGAUUUUAGCAACGAGACCGAUCAAGACCAAGAAACGGAAAUUCCAAACACCAAAAAGCGAAAGCGGAGAGUAUUAUUUUCCAAGGCGCAAAUCUUUGAGCUGGAGAGGCGAUUUCGGCAGCAGAGAUAUCUCUCCGCCCCAGAAAGGGAACAGCUUGCAAGACUCAUAAACCUGUCGCCGACUCAGGUCAAAAUAUGGUUUCAAAAUCACCGGUACAAAUUCAAGAAACAAGUUGGUGAUAAGGGACACAUCCUAGGAGAAACCAUGUCGUUUAUGAGCCCCAGAAUUGUUCCCGUGCCGGUAUUAGUGCACGAAGGACAGCCUUGUUACCGACCUAGAGGCGCAGUGACUUCUCGGCAGGAAUUCAGUAAUGGCUUCUCAUAUCCUCCGGUGCCGUUAUUGUACUCUAGUCCUGCCGUGUAUAAUACCCGUUACUGGGGCUUCUCUUAGAGUAUAGUAAUACGUUAGUAAAUAGCGGUUGAAGGUAGUUAUUUUGUUCAUAGAAACCCAAUCGAAAACGUAAUCCUAUUCGCGUCUGCACUCUCAGGGGUAUAAUUUCGUGUUUCAUCAUUCAAAAUCGCUCAACACGUUUUAUGUAAUUCCUGCAAGAUUAUAAGCCUUUUAAACUUGCGCAAACUAGUCAGUUAUAAAAUAGAACCUUGUGUUCGUAAACUGGUGGAUUCGUUUACUUUACUAAGCUUUAGGAUUUAAGCUUCGUUUGAAAAGAUCUUCAGUUAACGCCAUGUGCAACAUUAGUUUAUGUACAAAAGAUUAUGUUCGUACCUGUUUUGUAUUUCACGAAUAGCGAAUUGUUCUCCACUGUGAUUUAGCAAACGGAGGUGAUAAAAUUUCCACCAAAGGCGUGAAUAAACUUAAGCAUUCGAUAGUUCUCCACUGGUGGUUUUUUUUUUUAUUGUUAAGAGUUCAUUGUCUGUCAUUGAAAGCUUUGCCAAGGCCGCUUAGGUUAUCAUAGAGUUGCAAUAUUUGCCAAGAACUUGGCAAACAAGUUGUACAUGAUUAUGAGAUUUUGUAAUCUACAAAUAGUUUAGAGUCAUACGUACUCAGGGAUUAAGAAAUCCUUUUUUUAGCCAUUAAAGAACAAUAAAUGUUCCUAGUACGGAAAAAAAGUCAAACCGGACAUAUUCUAUGCCAACAAAGCACCGCUUUCGUAUUGUGUUCAUCCGUCAUAUCAUUGCGUGGGCUUGUUUGGGACAUGAUCCUUUUUGUUUAUAGCAUCUCAGAAUUUUGCUAGAGUUCACGGAUUUAAAAUUGUUAGAAACGUGAUGUUAUCUUUAGAGGUGGAAUGAGAGCAGAGGACUUUAAGUCUUUGUGGGAGUCACGGCCGCGGAGAGCGGAUAUAUAGGUUGCGAGAUAAGAGCGCUAGCUCACAAAAAUUGGCGCGGAAAUCUCUAUCUGUGUGCAUCAACCACAGCUUUCACUCUUGACGCACGCUUUGAACUGAACAAGUAUUUUCUAAAAGGCGUAACUGCCUUUUGUCAGUGCUUUUGAACUCUGCAGAAGGUUACGAUGUUGGCCAAAUGCGGGCAAACAAGAAUGCACAAAGAAUAUAUUUUUCAAAGCUUGCGCGCGAUUCGGAUCGGUCAACAAUGCCCGUUGACAUCCGACUGGAGAACAUUUCCAAAUUCACAACGUAGCACUCUUGUUUACAAAGCUCUGGCUUGUGUUAAAAAAUUGAUUAACAAGCAGUUAAUCUUCAAAAUUGAGACUUCAAAGCCAACUUUAGGCGAUUACGUUUUCAAAAUUAAAGACGUUUUAGAAUUCCAGUGUCGCUAAGUAUUUUCAACCGGUGACUACUUACUGUAUUGACAAGAAUUUAGCAAAUAAAGGUAUACAGUAAAAAGUACUAAACGGCUUUUGUAACUCCCCUUAAUAGAAUAUAUAGCAAUAGUCAUUAAUUCAAGAUUGGCAUGAUAAUUUUGGCUAGAAAUAAAUCGAAAAUCCUUUACGAAAACUCGA
Messenger RNA from Orbicella faveolata, 3178 nucleotides. Its product is annotated as homeobox protein XENK-2-like. NCBI's taxonomy places the organism in Eukaryota, Metazoa, Cnidaria, Anthozoa, Scleractinia, Merulinidae. The record is from RefSeq and is a predicted model, not a curated record. Gene Ontology annotation, cellular component: nucleus. Gene Ontology annotation, biological process: regulation of transcription by RNA polymerase II; cell differentiation. Gene Ontology annotation, molecular function: DNA-binding transcription factor activity, RNA polymerase II-specific; RNA polymerase II cis-regulatory region sequence-specific DNA binding.